Molecule: messenger RNA, 1516 nt
Organism: Triticum aestivum (bread wheat)
Lineage: Eukaryota; Viridiplantae; Streptophyta; Magnoliopsida; Poales; Poaceae
Product: phosphoserine phosphatase, chloroplastic
Exons: 8
Coding region: 296-1234 (312 amino acids)
Biological process (GO): L-serine biosynthetic process; dephosphorylation
Cellular component (GO): cytoplasm; chloroplast
Molecular function (GO): L-phosphoserine phosphatase activity; magnesium ion binding
Source: RefSeq, a predicted model, not a curated record
UCAGCCAUGCCGCCCUCUCCUAGAUUCUCUAUCCGCCAUGGCCGUUGGCCAGCGGCAAGCGGACCCACCAUACAAGCAGGGCAGGGCGGGCCGCCGUGGAACCACCCCUGCUCUGGCCUGUACUGCCGCCGUCGGAGGUGAUGCGCCGCGCCGUCCCUCCGACACCGUCGCGGCCCGCAGCGAGCAGGGCGAGGCGCGCGGCUCAGCGUGAGGAGGGCGCGGACGUCGGCCCCGGUGGCAGUCGGUCAGUCAGCAAUCGGGUCUCGGCAGACAAGACAUCAUAGGCCACGCCGCAAUGCUGUCGCCGGCCGUGCCAGGUGUGCAUGGUAUGGCCAGUUCAAUCAGUGCACGCACCAGCGCACGGCAUACUCUGUCGGUUUCUCCAUUAUCUUCAGUUCGAUCAGCACAGACUUCACAGUUAGCGAUAAGAGCUGCAAACCCACUCUUCCCUUGUGCCAAACUCUCUCAAGCUCGUGCCGUGGUGGCAGCACCAAUGAAGGUCUCCAAGCACCCUUCCUCUUCUUGUUUAGCCAACCGCCAGCCUUCAAAAGAGGUUCUUGAGACAUGGCGCAGUGCCGAUGCGGUGUGCUUCGAUGUGGAUAGCACUGUAUGCUUGGAUGAGGGUAUUGAUGAGCUUGCUGAUUUCUGUGGGGCUGGGCAGGCAGUAGCUGAGUGGACGACAAAGGCAAUGACAGGGACCGUUCCAUUUGAAGAGGCUCUUGCUGCCCGGAUUUCGUUAAUCAAGCCAUCUCUGUCCCAAGUUCAGGACUGUUUGGAGAAGAGGCCACCCAGGAUUUCUCCUGGAAUCGCUGAUUUGAUUAAAACGUUAAUAGCUAAUAAUACUGAAGUGUUCCUUGUGUCAGGAGGUUUCAGACAAAUGAUUGAGCCUGUGGCAUUUGAGCUUGGCAUUCCUACUGAAAACAUCAUAGCGAACAGACUGCUAUUUGGUACAUCCGGAGAGUAUGCUGGAUUUGAUACCACAGAACCCACUUCUCGAAGUGGGGGUAAAGCAGUAGCAGUGCAACAAAUAAGACAGGAUCGUGGUUACAAGACGCUGGUUAUGAUUGGAGAUGGUGCAACUGAUCUUGAGGCUUGGCAACCUGGUGGAGCAGACUUGUUCAUCUGUUACGCCGGUGUCCAGAUGAGAGAAGCAGUUGCAGCCAAAGCUGACUGGACCGUCUUUGAAUUUCAAGAGCUAAUUUCUGAAUUGCCGCAGUUAAAUACCUCACAGUGAUUCUGAAUCUUACGGUGUUCACACCGUGAAAGAUCGUAUGUUCUCAAGCUUGCAUUUAGCUGCAUUACUUUAUUUCCUCAUUUCCAUCAUUCCUUUGAUGAGAUGGUGCUUGAGUUGGAGCUCAAAUUUAAUGGUUUCAUUUCUGAAACCUGGUAGUUAUGUAUUCUUUUUUCUUUGCGGGGUUGGUGGUUAUGUAUCUGAUACGGAAACCUGAUGGUUAUGUAUCAAUAUUGAAAUUUUAUGGUUAUGUAUUUGAUAUUGGAAUUAUUUAAACCUGGUUGA